AGUUCCGCGUUCACCAUGUGUUCACUCGAUCAUUCCGCCAUAAUUUUGGGUCAUUCCAUGGAUUAGUAUGCGAGUUGUUCCUGAAGGUUUCUCUCCGUUGUGAGAAUUUCCAAGUUUGGUUCUUUGUAGGGAGCAUUCAAACUAUCAGAUUUUUUUUUUUUUUGGGAAAUUUCAGGGAUGUUGGGAAUGGGAAGUACAGUUUAAGUGUUCUGGGUCUUCUGGGUUAUAGAGGGUUAAGAUUUCCAGCAUUUUAGUAUUCUUUAGAGAUUUGAAAUUUUGUUAUGGACGCGAUAAUAGUUUGAAUUGUGGGCAUAGAGGGUUUUCUAGGUGUUUCUUAUUCAAAUUUAAUUUGGCGAUUUGAAUAUUUUGGAUAUUGGGAACUAUAUUCAGUCAGCAGCAAGUUUGGUUGUGGUUUAGUUGUUGAGUUUGGCAAAAUGAGGAGUAAUGGUGUUGAUCAUCCAGUGAAUGAUUUAGAAGAAGAAAGUGUUAGCAACAGCAGCAGACGGAAGGUGCUUAAGGACUUUGAACAGAGAGAUGAAAUUAAUGAAUCUGUGGUGGUUGAGCAUUCGUCUUCAGGUGAGCAAUCCCACACAGGUUCUUCCAAGGAGGCAGAAAGUCAUGAGGACAAGAAAUCAGGGCAUCAGUCAUCUGUUGUAGAGAUUUCGCAGGCCAAAGACUCGCGUACUUCUUCACCUAUAAGAGGCUUGGAUCAUUGCAUCACUGCACCUAUUGGCUCUUCCAGAAGUCUGCUAGUUGAUGACACUGAAAUUACUUUCUCUAGGUCAAUGACAGAAAAGAGGACAACUCCAAAACAUGAUCUAAAUUUGGACAAACUCUCAGAACGUGAAAAGAAGAAACUAAUUGUAAACCUCAUCAAGAUCCAAAACAACGGGACAGUAGAAGUGGAUCUAGCUAAAAGUUCCACUGUUGCUUCAAAACUGUUAGAACUUCACUCUGUUGAAGAUGCACCUCCCAAUCUUGACGAUUCUUUAUUCAGAGAAACAAACAAGUCAGUUCCUAGGUUGAAAAUUGCCAUACUUGUGGUUGGGACAAGAGGAGAUGUACAGACGUUUCUUGCUAUGGCAAAAAGACUUCAGGAAUUUGGUCAUCAUGUUAGGCUGGCAACUCAUGAGAACUUCCAUGGUUUUGUGAGGUCGGCUGGUGUUGAAUUCUUUCCUUUGGGUGGUGAUCCUCGAGUUUUGGCUGGAUAUAUGGCUAGAAAUAAGGGCUUAAUCCCCUCUGGGCCAGGAGAAAUUUCCUUGCACAGAAAGCAGCUGAAGGCCAUUAUUGAAUCCCUUCAUCCAGCAUGCACAGAGCCAGAUUUGGAAACUGGUAUACAAUUUAGAGCUCAGGCAAUCAUUGCAAACCCACCUGCUUUUGGACAUACCCAUGUUGCUGAAGCACUUGGUGUUCCUAUUCACAUCUUCUUCACAAUGCCUUGGACGCCAACUAAUGAAUUUCCUCACCCUUUGGUACGUGUUCCUCAGAGUGCUGGAAAUUGGCUGUCAUAUAUAGUCGUAGAAUUACUGACCUGGUGGAGCAUGAGGGGAUACAUUAAUGACUUUAGGAAAAGGAAGUUGAAACUUGCUCCAAUUGCAUAUUUCAGCACAUACCGUGGAUCACUGUCUGAUUUGCCAACAGGCUAUAUGUGGAGUUCCCAUCUUGUGCCAAAGCCGAAAGAUUGGUCUCCUUUGGUUGAUGUUGUUGGUUAUUGUUUUCUGAACUUGGGAUCAAAAUAUCAUCCUCGAGAGGAGUUUGUUCAGUGGAUUCAGAAAGGACUCCAACCUAUAUAUAUUGGCUUUGGGAGCAUGCCUCUUGAAGAUCCAAAGAAAACAACGGAUAUCAUAUUGGACGCAUUAAAAGAUACAGAACAAAGAGGAAUAAUUGAUCGAGGUUGGGGGGAUCUGGGGCUCCUUACAGAAGUUCCUGAAAAUGUUUUCCUUCUGGAGGACUGCCCCCAUGAUUGGUUGUUUCCUCAGUGUUCUGCUGUGGUUCAUCAUGGUGGUGCUGGAACUACGGCUACAGGACUUAAAGCUGGGUGUCCAACAACCAUAGUACCCUUCUUUGGAGAUCAGUUCUUUUGGGGUGAUAGAGUACAUCAAAAAGGGCUGGGACCUGAACCCAUACCAAUUUCGCAGCUCAAUGUUGAGAAUCUUUCAAAUGCUAUUAGAUUCAUGCUCCAGCCAGAGGUGAAAUCUCAGGCAAUGGAGUUAGCAAAAUUGAUACAGAAUGAAGAUGGCGUUGCAGCUGCAGUUGAUGCAUUUCACCGGCAUUUACCUUCGGAGCUACCAUUACCUACUGCACCUGCAGAGGAAGUUGACCAUCCAAACCUUUUGCAGUGGUUCUUUGCUCAAAUUGGAGAGUGGUGCUGGACUGUUUGUGGUUUAUGAACUUCGUAGAUUGUUUCAUAGGGUUGUACAGACAAUUUUUUUUUUUAUUUUUUUGUUUUCAUAUUUAUAUUAUUUCCUUGAUGGUUAUUUCAUUCUAUUCAUGGCUUAUUUGAUAUCGAGAAAAAAAUAAUAGCAUUGCAGUGUAGAGGCCCCAGCAUAUGCAACAGUACUAGGCUCUUUUUAUUACAUGUAUAAUAAAAUGUUCUAAAUACUAAAUGAUUUAGGUUGACAAUAACUACUUUGACAUGGU
Molecule: messenger RNA, 2640 nt
Organism: Rubroshorea leprosula
Lineage: Eukaryota; Viridiplantae; Streptophyta; Magnoliopsida; Malvales; Dipterocarpaceae
Source: the annotation of a GenBank genome assembly